UUCUCAUGAUGAAAGAGUCCAAUCCAAGACCCAACCAAAAUCAGAUUCUUCUCUCUCUCUUCUCUCUCUCCUUUACGGCUGUUACUGUCGCUGCUUCUGCUGUUAUUUCCCACUGUUUGACACCUAUAAAAAGACCUUGCCUCCAUUAAAGCAAUUCUCCUCUAUCUAUACUUACACUUAGAUACAGAGUUCGGUGCGUCUUGUUCUCUCUCUCCUUCCCCUAAUCUUUUGAGUGACAAAUUUGAGAGAAACAGUGUACAUGUCUGCAGAAGCUGGGCUUAUGUUCCCGUACUUCCAGAACUUCUCUCUAGAAGUUCAGCAGUUUGAUGACUUUUGCUGCUCACAAAGGCCUAAUUCGUCCUUGGUAAAUUAUCUUUUCGUUUAUUAUUUCUUCACCAGCUGUUUCUUUUUUUGGUUUCCACUAUUCACUGUGUGUUACUCAUCUUUUUCUCUUUUCACAUUUUAUUCGAUGUAAUGAUCUUCAUUCAGAGUUUUUUAUAUCCCUUUUCUUUUUUCUGCGAGAUGGAUUUUGCUGAUAUUUUUUUUCUAUUUUAUUUUAUGAAUUGCUGUUUGCUUGUUCAUGUUAAUUGGGGUUUGCUAUUUCAAUCCUGAGUUUUGAUUUCUAGUCAUUUUCUCUUAAAUGGAAGUUAUCAUGAAUUCCCAUUUGACUGCUGCAUAAGUUGACUGAUGUAAGAACUUAGAGAAAAAUAGGCCUUUAUCUCAAAGAUUAGAUUUUUCUUGUUAUGUACUUUCUCAAUAGGCAUCAACAGACCAAGACCAUUAAUGGUUAGCACCUUGAGUUCUAUUUAUGGAGAAAAACGGAUCUAUUGCGACUUAAUAUCACAAUCAUAGUUCCGUUUCCUUUUGAAAAUCCAUUAAUUAGGUUAUGAAUCAAUUUUCGACUUUUCUCAUCUUUUCUAACUCCAAAAAGUUCCUUUUUAUGUGAACCUCUUCUAUACCAAUUUCUUAAGGACUUUCACCUUUUCUUUUCGCUGCUGUAUCCUGAUCAAAGAGAGACAAGUGAAGUGAGUGAAUAAGCCUCCUAUUAUUGGUGGUUACUUUUGAAGCUCUGUGUUACAAUGAGCUUUCUAUUUCUGUUACACGUAUUUGACAUUUACCUAAAAUGGUUAAUCCUGAUCACCCUUGUUUUUCAUUUGCUAGAUUCAAGUGAACUGGAGUAUAAGUUUCUGAUUGAAAAUAUAGACCUAUUUAUGAGGAAUUUACAUCUGCAGAUAUUUAUGGACUCCUCAAUAAUUGAUAGUAAUAGUAUUAGUUAUUACAAAGAAUCUAGUAGAUGAUGGUUUCUGGUGGCUGAUAACUCAGUUCAUGUAAUCUGUGUUCCCUUUUUUAUGUAAAGGACCGAGAUGAAUAAUCAGGCAAAGCCACCUAGUUUUCUAGCUAGCCUUUGGAAAAUGUGGUAAUAAACUUGGUAUUUCUUGGAAAAUCUUAACUAUCUUACAGUAACUUUUAUUUCUUAAUGCCGGCUUGGCCCCAACUAUAGUGCAUCUUUGUCCUAACAUGUGGUUUAAUUUGUGUUUUCGAGUUGAACUUUUGCGUCCAAUAUGGGCUUCUUUGUUUGCUUUAUAGGUUGUACUGAUACAUACUGACCAUCAUGUUUAGACAAAAAAAGCUUAUUUGCUAGAUGUGUGCCUACCGCUCCAUAAUUUUGGCGAACCACUAGCCAUGAUUGGGCCUUAUUUUUUACUCUGCUUCAUGAGAUAUCUCUAUUAAAUACUUUAGGAACAAUUUGAGAUUUUCUUUUUCUAAAUUCAAAUAUAGGGUAUACCAAGCAGCCUCAUGCAAACAUCCACCAUAUCAGAUUACAACCUUGGGGGAGAAGGUGAUCUGUUCAAGGCACCUGAACCAGUGAUCAGAGAACCAUUAAUGGGUGUGGAUCCAAUGACGGCUGCUAUCUCAAUGAUCUCUUGUGGAGAAGACGUGAUCUCACCCCAGUCGCUAACAGUGUCUGAUAUUGAAUCGUCUAUUGAGAGUGGACAGCUCCUCAGUGAGGUUUUCUAUGAAUGUAGAAAGGAUCUUUUGGCACAGCAAGGGAAUGAGAUGCCGCUCUUUGAAGCCCUGAGUAUCAAGAUUCCGCCUCUACAGAUAGAUGAAAACUUUGCCGUUGAUGAGAAGCUGCUUGCUGAGGGCGCACUCCAGAAAAGUAUCAGCUCGAGUUGUCUAGGGUCUAUGGACAGUGUGCAUGAGGCUCCACUGAGACCAAGAUUUCUCGAUUUUCCAGUUUUGGACUUUGGAGCUUUUAAUGGGAUGCGAAGAGCUUUUAGUGAAGGAGACAUUAAGACUCUUGGCAAUGAUGGUAACAUAAGUCUCGAGCAGUCCCCGAUGGUGCAACCUAGGACGAUCAGCAGCUGCCCUUCCGAAGACCGCAGGGAGAAGCUCUCCAGAUACUGGAAUAAGAAGUCCAAGAGAAAUUUUGGAAGAAAAAUCAAGGUGGGAUUUCUAUCUUUCUUCAAUUACCAAAGUAUAAUAUCUCCAAAUUACAUCUCACUCGCAUCAUCAUAUUCUGUCAAGAAACUGCAAAUGGGAGCAGCACAAGACAAACUAAUAACGCGAUUUGUUUCAGUAUGCUUGUAGGAAAGCUCUGGCUGACAGCCAGCCAAGAAUCCGUGGAAGAUUUGCCAAGACGGAAGAAAUGGAUAGCUCUAAGAUGCAGUAACUGUUUGUAUUAUUAGUUAUGGCCAAGAAUAAGUAGAGGUGAUCCCAUGGUGAUUGAUCAACUCAGCUUCCAACCUACCUACUUCUCUUAACAUCUCUCAUUAUGGAUCAACUAGAUUUGUACAUACUGUUUGUUUACUACCACAACCAAUAAUAUUAUCUGUAUGCUUAUAUGAAUCUGUACCUACAAUUUCCCUAUUCGUAUUCCAACCUCUUUGUGAUA
Messenger RNA from Salvia miltiorrhiza (redroot sage), 2896 nucleotides. RefSeq lists its product as uncharacterized. The record is from RefSeq and is a predicted model, not a curated record. NCBI's taxonomy places the organism in Eukaryota, Viridiplantae, Streptophyta, Magnoliopsida, Lamiales, Lamiaceae. Bases 1798 to 2592 code for a protein of 264 amino acids. Gene Ontology annotation, cellular component: nucleus. The transcript has 3 exons. Gene Ontology annotation, molecular function: protein binding. Gene Ontology annotation, biological process: regulation of flower development.